Triplophysa dalaica is the source of this 2999-nucleotide messenger RNA. RefSeq names its product matrix metallopeptidase 2 (gene mmp2). Gene Ontology annotation, molecular function: zinc ion binding; metalloendopeptidase activity. Gene Ontology annotation, cellular component: extracellular matrix. The coding region runs from base 157 to 2130 and encodes 657 amino acids. Lineage: Eukaryota; Metazoa; Chordata; Actinopteri; Cypriniformes; Nemacheilidae. The record is from RefSeq and is a predicted model, not a curated record. Gene Ontology annotation, biological process: collagen catabolic process; proteolysis; tissue remodeling. The transcript has 13 exons.
GUGCAUGCAGAACAUACAGCAACACAGAGCACUGGAGCAGGAUGUGUCGCUGAGGAACAGAAAGAACAUUUGCAGUGCAGUCGGAGAAACACAUCGUAAAGGCCUGUUUAACUUACCAUCUUAUUUUUAAAACAGGCACUUCUCAACGGGACCAAAAUGGUGUGCUGUAAGUUUCUCAGCUGCAGGCAUGUUGUUCUUAAAGUUUUCCUCGUGCAAUUUUUUGUUUCCCUGCAAACUUUUGCUGCGCCCUCACCCAUCAUAAGGUUCCCAGGCGAUGAUACUUCUCGCACAGACCAAGAAGUGGCAUUGCACUAUUUGAACAAGUUCUAUGGCUGCCCAGAAGACAGGUGUAAUCUGAUGGUGUUGAAAGACACGCUAAAGAAGAUGCAAAAGUUUUUUGCUCUACCAGAAACUGGGGAGAUUGACCAGGAGACAGUAGAUAUCAUGAAGAAGCCACGAUGUGGAGUUCCUGAUGUGGCCAAUUACAAUUUCUUUCACAGGAAACCCAAGUGGGGGCAGAAGAACGUCACAUACAGGAUCUUAGGUCACACUCCAGAUCUGGAUGAAGAAACAAUUGAUGAUGCGUUCUAUCGUGCAUUUAAAGUCUGGAGUGAUGUCACACCCCUAAACUUCCACAGGAUCACAGUAGGAGAAGCUGACAUCAUGAUUAACUUUGGCCGAAAUGAACAUGGUGAUGGUUACCCAUUUGAUGGGAAAGAUGGUCUGCUGGCUCAUGCCUUUGCUCCUGGACCCGGUAUUGGAGGAGACUCUCACUUUGAUGAUGAUGAGAUGUGGACAUUAGGAGAGGGACAAGUGGUAAAGGUCAAGUAUGGUAAUGCCGAAGGGGAAUUCUGUAAGUUUCCGUUCUUGUUUAUGGGUAAGGAGUACACCAGUUGCACCUCUCAGGGUCGAGAUGAUGGAUUCCUGUGGUGCUCUACCACAUACAACUUUGACGAUGAAGGAAAAUAUGGCUUCUGUCCUCAUGAGUUGCUUUUCACAUUGGGUGGAAAUGGAGACGGAGCCCCUUGUAAGUUCCCCUUCACAUUCCAGGGAGAGAAAUAUGAUAGUUGUACUACCUCAGGCAGGGAUGAUGGGUACCGCUGGUGUGCCACCACAGAAAACUAUGACCAGGAUACGUCCUAUGGAUUCUGUCCAGAGACAGCUAUGUCGACUGUUGGAGGUAAUUCUGAGGGUGCUCCUUGUGUCUUCCCCUUUAAAUUCCUGGGCAACAAUUAUGAUUCCUGCACAACCUCUGGCCGCAGUGAUGGAAAGAUGUGGUGCGCCGUCACCAAAAGCUUUGAUGAUGAUCGCAAGUGGGGCUUCUGUCCUGACCAAGGCUAUAGUUUAUUCCUGGUGGCGGCCCAUGAGUUUGGUCAUGCUCUGGGUUUGGAACACUCUGAGGACCCUGGUGCUCUCAUGGCUCCUAUGUACACUUUUACCAAAACCCUAAGGCUGUCUGAUGAUGAUAUCAAGGGCAUCCAGGAGCUCUACGGUGUACCAACAGACAAACCAUUGCCCACUCGCUUGCCACCAGUCACUCCAAUGGACAUAUGUAAUGAGAACACCAUAUUUGAUGCUAUAGCCCAGAUCAGAGGAGAGAUUUUCUUUUUCAAAGACAGAUUCCUCUUCAGGACGCCUGCUUUCAGAAAGAAGCCCACAGGUCCUAUGCUGGUGGCGACAUUCUGGAGUGAACUUCCAGAGAAGAUUGAUGCAGCUUAUGAGAAUCCGCUGGAGGAGAAAACUGUCUUCUUUGCAGGUGAUGAGAUGUGGGUAUAUUCGGCCAGUACUCUGGAGCGAGAUUAUCCCAAGAAGAUUUCCACCAUGGGUCUUCCCUCAGAUUUACAGGGUAUUGAUGCUGCUUACUCCUUCCACAAGAGCAAAAAGACAUACCUGUUUGCUGGGAACAAGUUUUGGAGAUACAAUGAAGGCAAAAAGAAGAUGGAUCCAGGCUUCCCUAAACUUAUUGCUGAUUCUUGGAGUUCUAUCCCUGAUGACCUGGAUGCUGCCCUCAGUCUUAUUGGUGAAGGUUAUAGCUACUUCUUCAAAGAUUCCCAUUAUCUGAAAAUGGAUGACAGCAGUCUGAAAAUCGUUAAGGUUGGAGAGAUCAAAAGGGACUGGCUACACUGCUGAACGUAAACAGAACAUUCAGAUCAUGGCACUCUGUACUGACCUUCAUCAUUAGGUAAACAAGGUCAGCGGUACCUUGCCAAAUGACAUCACUCACAUUUACCAUUCUGCCCCUCUUGGUUAUUCAGAGUUUACUAGGUUAUAACCUGUUUUAGCUAACCAGAGAGGUCUGCCGGUUACCUUGACAGUCUGGAUCAUCUCUGCAUGCUAAAUAUAGGCAAACAGGGCUUUUCGUAAUUUUUGUUACGUUUGUUGUUUUAUUUCUUGUUCAUUUUUAAGUGUGUUUUAUGGUUCCUGCCCCUAACAAAUGUAACCUACAAUAUGUGUGUAUCUGAUUUUAAAGGACUGGUGACAUUACCAUUUGCAUAUAAAGGUGGCAUUAGUGUCAGUGCGAUUUUUGUUUGUUUGUUUGUUUUGUAUUAAUUUGCACAAAAUAAGUCAAUCCAAACAGUGUGUUAAAAGCACAUUUGUAAUAUUUUGAUACUAUAAAAAUUAUGUUUUACAAUGUAGCAAAUAAAAAAAUGCCUGUGUUUUAUAAGAGGACACAUUUUUAUACACAAUAAUUGUGCUGUGGAGAUAGAGACCAAAUAACUGUCAAAGCACAUCGUUCUUGUUAGUCUUGUUUCUUCUCUUGAUACAGAGAGAUUCAUGGCACGGGUUGCCUGAAGACUGUAUAGGGUUUGUUGCAUGAUGGACUCAUGUCAAGCAAGUAUCACGAGAAGACUGAUUAAUAAUCGUUUUUUACUACUUUCUCUCUUUUUGGUAGUUUUGUAAUUGACUUAUGCAAUCUGUUUAUAUUUGAUUGUUAUUUCCAUAUACUUUGUGCACUUUGUCACUAUCUGUCUUAAAAUAAAGUAUAACUAUCCUUUUAA